CCCCUCCUGCUGGCUUAGUCAGCAGAGUCCUGAUCACAGCCUCCCACUCUCUCCCCAGGCCCAGUACAGUGGUUUCCUCUUCUUCCAUGAGGGCUGGCCUCUCUGCCUGCACGAGCGGGUGGUGGUGCAGCUAGCAGCCCUGCCCUGGCAGCUACUGCGCCCGGGAGACUUCUACCUGCAAGUGGUACCCUCAGCAGCCCAAGCACCCCGCCUGGCACUCAAGUGCCUGGCCCCAGGGGGUGGGCGGGUGCAGGAGCUGCCUGUGCCCAAUGAGGCCUGUGGCUACCUAUUCACACCUGAGUGGCUACAAGGCAUCAACAAGGACAGGCCAACGAGCCGCCUCAGUACCUGCCUCCUGUCUGCGCCUUCUGGGAUUCAGCGGCUGCCCUGGGCCGAGCUCAUCUGCCCACGAUUUGUGCAUAAAGAGAGUCUCAUGGUUGGACAUCGACCAAGCACAUUACCCCCAGAGCUGCCCUCUGGACCCCUGGGGCUCCCCAGCCCUCCACUCCCUGAGGAGGCCCUGGGUACGCGGAGUCCCGGGGAUGGACACAAUGCCCCUGCUGAAGAACCCGAGGGUGAAUAUGUGGAGCUGUUGGAAGUGACACUGCCCGUGAGGGGGAACCCCACAGAUGCUGAAGGCUCCUCUGGCCUCUGCAGAACUCGGACAGUACCCACCCGCAAGGGGGCUGGAGGGAAGGGCCGGCACCGGAGACACCGGGCAUGGAUGCACCAGAAGGGCCUGGGGCCUCGGGACCAGGAUGGGGCACGCCCACCCGGGGAGGGGAGCAGCACUGGGGCCACCCCCGCAUUUCCCCUGGGAGCUGAGGCUCUUCCAGAGGUAGCAGUCCUGGAGGGGUCUGAGCCUCCAGCACAGCCCCUAGGAGAAGCUUCUGAGUCUUGCAUCCUAAGGCCAGGGGAGGUUGGGGCAGGGUCAGGCCAGGGGGCCGAGGGGCCACCUGGUACCCCUCGGAGAAUAGGCAAAGGAAACAGGAGAAAGAAGAGGGCUGCAGGCAGAGCGGCUCUUAGCCGAGGAGGAGAUAGUGCCCCACUGAGCCCUGCGGACAAGGAAGAGAGCAGCCACCAGGAAGCUCUCAUCAAUCUGCCCCCGCCAAAUGAACAAGAACUUCCAGAAUGCAGCCUGGUUAAGGAGGAGCAUGAAGACUCAGGGAAGCCCGAGUCUAAGCCAAAAGAGGAGCUGAAACCAGUAGAGGAAAAAGAGCCCUGGUCCCCAGAGGCCUGUGGGCCUACAGAAGAGGGAGCCCAAGAGACAGAGCGAGAGGGACGGAGCCUGGUGUGUAUGGCAGGACUCACAGGCCCAGAGGGGCUCCUGUCUGACCCUCCCCUGGAGACUGUGCAGGAAGUGAAAGGGGACAGCAUCCCAGAAGAGGCCCCUCCAGUCUCCAUCUCUGAUGACCCUGAUGUACCUUGGGACUUGAUGGCAUCUGGAUUCCUCGUCCUAACUGGAGGGGUGGACCAGAGUGGGCGAGCUCUGCUGACCAUUACCCCAUCGUGCCCUCCUGAGGAGCCCCCACCCUCCCGAGCCAUGCUGAGCACUGCUCUUCAUUACCUCCACUCACUGCUCAGCAGCCUCCUUGGCUCUUCCUGCCCCCGCAGGCCUGACCUACAGAUACUGGGGCUAUCUGUGCUGCUGGACCUUCGCAAGGCACCCCCACUGCCUCCAGGGCUCAUUCCUGUCCUGAGUCAACUUCAGGACUCAGGAAACCCUCCUGUCAUUCAGCGGCUGAUGAUUCUCACUCAUGACGACCCACAAACUGAUCUCUGUGGAUUUCAGGGUGCCGAGUUGCUAUCAGAGAAUGACCUGAAAAGAGUGGCCAAGCCAGAGGAGCUUCAGUGGGACUUGGGAGGCCACAGGGAGCCCUCUCCCGGCCACUGGGUAGAGAUACAUCAGGAAGUGGCAAGGCUGUAUCACCUGUGCCAAGGUGUACUGGGCUCUGUACGGCAGGCCAUUGAAGAGCUGGAGGGAGCAGCGAAGCCAGAGGGAGAGGAGACAGUGGGAAUGCCCGAGCCCCUGCAGAAGGUGCUGGCAGAUCCUCGGCUGACAGCACUACAGAGGGAUGGGGGUGCCACCCUGAUGAGGCUGCGCUCCACCCACAGCAGCAAAUUGGAGGGCCCGGGCCCAGCCACAUUGUAUCAGGAGGUAGACGAAGCCAUUCACCAGCUUGUGCGCCUCUCCAACCUACACGUGCAGCAGCAGGAGCAGCGACAACGCCUCCAGCGACUCCAGCAGGUGCUACAGUGGCUCUCUGGCCCAGGAGAGGAGCAGCUGGCAAGCUUUGCUAUGCCCGGGGACUCCCUGUCUGCCCUGCAGGAGACAGAGCUUCGAUUCCGGGCUUUCAGUGCUGAGGUUCAGGAGCGCCUGGCUCAGGCGCGGGAGGCCCUGGCGCUGGAGGAGGACACAGCCUCCCAGAAGGUCCUGGAUGUCUUUGAACAGCGGCUGGAGCAGGUUGAAAGUGGCCUCCAUCGGACCUUGCGGCUUCAGCGCUUCUUUCAGCAGGCACAUGAGUGGGUGGAUGAGGGUUCUGCCCGCCUGGCUGGAGCUGGGCUAGGUCGGGAGGCCGUGCUGGCAGCCCUGGCCCUGCGGCGAGCCCCGGAGCCCAGCGCUGGCACCUUCCAAGAGAUGCGGGCCCUGGCCCUGGACCUGGGCAGCCCAGCAGCACUACGAGAGUGGGGCCGAUGCCGGGCCCGCUGCCAAGAGCUGGAGAGGAAGAUUCAGCAACAACUGGGAGAGGAGGCGAGUCCACAGGGCCACCGGCGAAGACGAGCAGACAGCGCCAGCAGUGGAGGGACCCAUCGGGGUCCCCACAGUCCCUCACCCAGCCUCAGCUCCCUGUUGCUCCCCAGCAGCCCAGGGCCACGGUCAGCCUCAUCCCAUUGCUCCCUGGCCCCCUGCGGAGAGGACUAUGAGGAAGAGGGCCCUAAGCUGGCUCCAGAAGCAGAGGGCAGACCCCCGCGGGCCGUGCUGAUCCGAGGCCUGGAGGUCACCAGUACCGAAGUGGUAGAUAGGACAUGCUCACCACGGGAACACGUGCUGCUGGGCCGGGCCCGGGGGCCAGACGGGCCCUGGGGAGUAGGCACCCCUCGGAUGGAGCGCAAGCGAAGCAUCAGUGCCCAGCAGCGUCUGGUGUCUGAGCUGAUUGCCUGUGAGCAGGAGUACGUGGCCAUCUUGAGUGAGCCAGUGCCAACCCCUGGGCCUGAGCUGACCCCUGAACUGCGGGGCACCUGGGCUGCUGCACUGAGUGCCCGGGAGAGGCUUCGUAGCUUCCACCGGACACACUUUCUGCGGGAGCUUCAGGGUUGCGCCACCCACCCUCUGCGCAUUGGGGCCUGCUUCCUACGUCAUGGGGACCAGUUCAGCCUUUAUGCCCAGUACGUGAAACACCGACACAAACUGGAGAAUGGUCUGGCUGCCCUCAGCCCCCCUACCAAGGGCUCCAUGGAGGGUGGCCCUCACCUGCCCCGGGCCCUGCAGCAGCCUCUGGAGCAGCUGGCUCAGUAUAUACGGCUCCUGGAGGAGCUCCUGAGGGAAGCUGGGCCUGAGCUGAGUUCUGAGCGCCAGGCCCUUGGGGCUGCCGUGCAGCUGCUCCAGGAACAAGAAGCCCGUGGCAGAGACCUGCUGGCCGUGGAGGCGGUGCGUGGCUGCGAGAUAGAUUUGAAGGAGCAGGGACAACUCCUACAUCGGGACCCCUUCACUGUCAUCUGUGGCAGAAAGAAGUGCCUUCGCCAUGUCUUCCUCUUUGAGCAUCUUCUCCUCUUCAGCAAGCUCAAGGGCGCUGAGGGAGGGUCAGAGACCUUUGUUUACAAGCUGGCCUUUAAGACUGCUGACAUGGGGCUGACAGAGAACAUCGGGGACAGCGGGCUCUGCUUCGAGCUGUGGUUUCGGCGGCGGCGGGCACGAGAGGCAUACACUCUGCAGGCCGCCUCGCCAGAGAUCAAACUCAAGUGGACAAGUUCUAUUGCCCAGCUGCUGUGGAGACAGGCAGCCCACAACAAGGAGCUCCGAGUGCAGCAGAUGGUCUCCAUGGGCAUUGGGAAUAAACCCUUCCUGGACAUCAAAGCCCUUGGGGAACGGACGUUGAAUGCCCUGCUCACUGGAAGAGCCGCCCGCACCCGGGCCUCCGUGGCCGUGUCAUCUUUUGAGCAUGCCGGCCCCUCCCUUCCCGGCCUCUCGCCGGGAGCCUGCUCCCUGCCUGCCCGCGUCGAGGAGGAGGCCUGGGAUCUGGACGUCAAGCAAAUUUCCCUGGCCCCAGAAACACUUGACUCUUCUGGAGAUGUGUCCCCAGGACCAAGAAACAGCCCCAGCCAGCAACCCCCCGACCCUGGGAGCAGCACUCCCACCCUGGCCAGUGGAGGGAUCUUAGGGCUAUCCCGGCAGAGUCAUGCCCGAGCCCUAAGUGACCCCACCACCCCUCUGUGACGUGGAGAAGGUCCAGAACAUUGCCGCAGCCCCUCCUCUCAGCACACCUUGGUCUGGGAUGGUGGUGGGACAUAAUGGAGACUGGGAGAACAUUGAACUCCUUCGCUCUGCUUCUUGGACAGAGAGGUGGUCAAAGGACAAGCGCAUUCCUCUGCUACCGCUGUCUCUAGCUCUCCCAGCCCAGUGCCUUCUCCUCCUGGAACCAGAGUGGAUGCAUUUGCUUGACUUCAUACCCUGGAGGCCAGGAAAUGAUCCCUCUUCAGUCCUUCCCCAUCCUGGGCUGCUGCAUACCCCCAGGGCACGGUGCCCACUCUAGCCUUCCUCUGCCAGUCUGCCUUCUCCCUUUCUCACCCUCUGACUCUCCCUGAGAAAAUUCAUCUCUACCAGGUCAACUGGAGUUCCUGGUGAUUCUAUUAUGGGGUGUGUCAGAUGAAAAGAAGCUAUGCAAACCAUUAUAGGAGGGUGGGGCGGGGGACUGAAGGCUUUAUAUAUGUAAUUACUGUUAUUAUAGCACUGUUGUUAUAUUAAAUGUAUUUACUCACA
Molecule: messenger RNA, 4978 nt
Organism: Trichechus manatus latirostris (Florida manatee)
Lineage: Eukaryota; Metazoa; Chordata; Mammalia; Sirenia; Trichechidae
Gene: ARHGEF40
Product: Rho guanine nucleotide exchange factor 40
Exons: 22
Coding region: 434-4435 (1333 amino acids)
Molecular function (GO): guanyl-nucleotide exchange factor activity
Source: RefSeq, a predicted model, not a curated record